UCCUAUUUUGUGACGGAUUAUGAUCCAACCAUUGAAGAUUCCUACACGAAGCAGUGUGUUAUAGAUGACAGAGCAGCCCGGCUAGAUAUUUUGGAUACAGCAGGACAAGAAGAGUUUGGAGCCAUGAGAGAGCAGUAUAUGAGGACUGGCGAGGGUUUCCUGUUGGUCUUCUCAGUCACAGAUAGAGGCAGGGUCGUACCAGCACUGAAGAGCAGACCCUUGGUUCCUGUUUAGGUCACCGUUUCAUUA
Molecule: messenger RNA, 249 nt
Organism: Tupaia belangeri chinensis (Chinese tree shrew)
Lineage: Eukaryota; Metazoa; Chordata; Mammalia; Scandentia; Tupaiidae
Product: ras-related protein R-Ras2
Biological process (GO): signal transduction
Cellular component (GO): membrane
Molecular function (GO): GTP binding; GTPase activity
Source: RefSeq, a predicted model, not a curated record